ACAAAGGGGCCACAUGGUUCUUGUGUUUUGGCUUUGAGUCAAGAAAAAUGCAUUUAACAUUAAUAAAUUUCUUCAAAAGAACAGUUCCUGGACAUGUCUUUCGAGGAAAACGUCGUCUUGUUAUGCAGCCUACUAGGAAAACAAUGAAUCAGUUAAUAAGAAAGUACGAAAUUCAGGAACAAAACAUGAAAUAUUUAUUGAAACCUUACAUUACUCUGGAACAAUCCCAGGGCCAUGCUAAAGAUCUUGGAAAGACAGAGGCGAAGUUAAAUUUUUGGAAUAACAACCCGAUUAAACCACCAUUUAAACCUCAUAUAAAAAUAGAAGAUCGCUUAAUUCACUUAAAAUGUAGUGAAGCUUGGGACUAAGAAUUGUUUUUUCUCGUUAGAUUUUAGAAGUUUUCCCUCACUGAAUUAAAUAAAAAUAAUUCUAAUCAAAUAUA
Messenger RNA from Clunio marinus, 442 nucleotides. The record is from the annotation of a GenBank genome assembly. NCBI's taxonomy places the organism in Eukaryota, Metazoa, Arthropoda, Insecta, Diptera, Chironomidae.